This is a messenger RNA of Aspergillus vadensis CBS 113365, 489 nucleotides long. RefSeq lists its product as uncharacterized. Bases 49 to 324 code for a protein of 91 amino acids. The record is from RefSeq and is a predicted model, not a curated record. NCBI's taxonomy places the organism in Eukaryota, Fungi, Ascomycota, Eurotiomycetes, Eurotiales, Aspergillaceae. The transcript has 2 exons.
GUACUCCGUGGAUUACUGAGUACUAGUAUUGUUUUUGUUGAAUGGAAAAUGCUCAGGGUCUCGGCUCAAGUGGGGCAGUCCAGAUCUGAUGACCUUCCCAGAAGACAGUCUCGUACGAGAAACCGGGAGAUGCAAUGGGGUGGAAUUAAUGGAACUCCUGGGGGAAGCGGGGAGGAUUUCUACUAUUGGAUGAUUAAGAAGGCACAGGUCGCUGUACUUUCCCAAAUUAUCUACACAGUACUACUAUAUCUCUGGUAUUUCAUCAUACUCUUUCUUCCUCCUCCAAUUGUUCUUUCCACUAUAGUAGUUGCUUCUACCUGGUAGUAGAGUACUAGUACUACAGUAAGUACUAGUCAUUCCAUGGCAUUCUACUAGAUAAGAUGAACACUCUAGGAGAAAUUAUUUCCAUGUGCCCCAAAUUUCUCCCUCGUCUCCCCACGGAAUUCAACCCAUCUGGGACAAGGCAGCUCAAAUAGGUAAUCUGCCAGG